This is a messenger RNA of Drosophila willistoni, 3032 nucleotides long. RefSeq names its product NADP-dependent malic enzyme (gene Men). Gene Ontology annotation, molecular function: malate dehydrogenase (decarboxylating) (NAD+) activity; malate dehydrogenase (decarboxylating) (NADP+) activity; NAD binding. Bases 206 to 2734 code for a protein of 842 amino acids. The transcript has 4 exons. Gene Ontology annotation, biological process: pyruvate metabolic process; malate metabolic process. NCBI's taxonomy places the organism in Eukaryota, Metazoa, Arthropoda, Insecta, Diptera, Drosophilidae. Gene Ontology annotation, cellular component: mitochondrion. The record is from RefSeq and is a predicted model, not a curated record.
AUAAGAGUAGAUAAAACACUUGCCCACUAACCCGUAAGCGGGAAUGAGCGCUAUUAAUAAUUUGUUGUUAAUUAUUUAAGAGAAAUCCUUAAAACUCAAUAUUUAUAUCCCAGUGCAUGUGUUCCCAAAUUUUAAGUGGCCUUUUUUUGUAAUUAUUUAAAGAACAUUUUGUUGAACAAAGUUCGGUAAAAGCAAACAUUGAAAAAUGGGUAAUUCCAGUUCCAUUUGUGCCGAUCGCAAUGCCAUAGGCAAUUUCGAUGAAAAUGGCACACCGAUUUACCCAACAGCAAAUAAUUCCCAAAACCCUUCCAAUGGCCAAGUAACGCCAUAUCAUCAGCUUCGGCACGGCUACUAUAAGACCACAAUUCCCGUUGGCAGUGGGAGAGCCACCAACAACACAGCCACCACAAGCACCACUACCACCACCACCGCCAACGCCGCCAGCAGCUGUUGUCAUUGUCGAACAGCUGAUAUUGGCUCACGCGCACCUCAAUCGCAGCUAGUGAGUAACAACAACAACGACAACCACAACGACAAUGAGGCACUCAAGCUCUCUCACACACACACCAUCAACGAUUGUGAGUGUAAUUGUGGCAGCGCUGAGACAUCAUCGGCAACGGCAUCGGCAGCGAUGUCGGCGCAAAAAUGGCGCAGUAGUCGUGUGUAUAAAAAUCAUACGACUACAACGACAACAACACUCGAAUACGAACUUUCCAAUUUUGCAAAACUAACAACACAAAUCAGUACGCAUAGCGACGUCGGCAAGGCAACACCAUCAACAGCUGACAACACUUCCAGGCAGCAAGAAGAAAUUCUAUUACCACCACCAGCAACAUCAUUCACACCACCACAGCCAGCAGGACCCUUUGUAUCCUCGUCUUAUCAUUGGCAGCAAUUGCAACAGUCUCUGCACGCUCUACAUCAGCAGCAAAUUGAUAGCAACAACUUGCAACAACAACGUUCUUUUAGUAGCAGCAGCAGCAGCAACAACAACGACAACAUGAGCCGAGCCGUCAGCAUUGAACAAUAUGCCCCAAGAGAUCGUUGUGGCCUAUGGGGCACCGGCGACAAUGAAGUCGUUGGCAAAGUCUCUGGAUUCGAUCGCCUUCACGACAAACGCUAUUCAAAGGGUCUAGGAUUUACUCACGAGGAGCGUCAGCAGCUGGGCAUCCAUGGCCUGCUGCCAUUUGCUGUGCGUAGUGAGGAGGAGCAACUUGUCCAUUGCCGCACUCUUCUUGAUCGUCUGGAAAAUGAUCUGGAUAAGUACAUGUACUUGAUUGGUCUGUCGGAGCGCAAUGAGCGUCUUUUCUACAAGGUGCUUAGCUCAGACAUCGCCCACAUGAUGCCCCUGGUGUACACGCCCACCGUGGGUUUGGCCUGCCAAAAAUACAGUCUUAUCUAUCAGCACAACAAGGGAAUGUACAUCUCGAUCAAGGACAAGGACCAUGUGUACGAUGUGAUCAAGAAUUGGCCAGAGGAGGACGUGCGCGCCAUUGUGGUGACGGACGGCGAACGUAUCCUGGGUCUCGGAGAUCUCGGUGCCAAUGGCAUGGGCAUCCCUGUCGGCAAGCUGUCGCUGUACACAGCUCUGGCCGGCAUUAAGCCAAGCCAGUGUCUGCCCAUCACCCUGGAUGUUGGUACCAACACUCAAUCCAUUCUGGAUGAUCCCCUGUAUGUGGGACUACGUCAGAAGCGUCCCUCUGGCGAGCUCUAUGAUGACUUUAUUGAGGAGUUCAUGCGUGCCUGUGUGCGUCGCUUUGGCCAGAAUGUUCUCAUCCAAUUCGAGGACUUUGCCAAUGCCAAUGCAUUCCGUUUGCUUUCGAAAUAUCGCAACGAUUAUUGCACCUUCAAUGAUGAUAUUCAGGGCACUGCCUCGGUGGCCGUGGCUGGUCUUUUGGCCUCUUUGAAGAUUAAGAAGACAAAUUUGAAGGAUAACGUGUUGCUGUUCCUUGGUGCUGGUGAGGCCGCUUUGGGUAUUGCCAACCUUUGUACUAUGGCCAUGAAGGCUGAAGGUCUCACCGAUGAGGAGGCCAAAAAGCGCAUUUGGAUGGUGGACAGCCGUGGUGUUAUUGUACGCGAUCGUCCAAAGGGUGGUAUUACCGAGCACAAGUUGCACUUUGCCCAGACUCACGAACCCAUCGACACUCUAGAGGAGGCAGUUCGUCGCGUUCGCCCCAAUGUGCUGAUCGGUGCUGCUGCCCAGGGCGGUGCCUUCACUCAAGAGAUUCUCGAGCAAAUGGCCGAAAUUAAUGAGACACCAAUCAUUUUUGCUUUAUCAAACCCCACCAGCAAGGCCGAGUGUACCGCCGAGGAGGCCUACACCCACACCAAGGGCAGAUGCAUCUUUGCCUCUGGCUCACCCUUUGCCCCCGUCACCUACAACAACCGCAAAUUCUAUCCUGGCCAAGGCAACAACUCGUACAUCUUUCCGGGUGUGGCACUUGGUGUUCUCGCCGCUGGUAUGUUGACCAUUCCCGAGGAGGUGUUCCUGGUGGCCGCUGAGCGUCUGGCCGAGCUUGUCUCCAAAGAGGAUUUGAACAAGGGCAGCCUAUACCCGCCACUCUCAUCCAUUGUCAACUGCUCGAUAGCCAUUGCCGAGAAGAUUGUCGACUAUGCCUACAAGAACAAAUUGGCUACCGUGCGCCCUGAGCCCGUCAACAAAGUGGCCUUCAUCAAGGCCCAAAUGUACGAUCUGGAUUACCCACGUGCCGUGCCUGUCACCUACCACUUGUAAAUGGACUGAUUAUCUUGUUGUCUUUGUCAUCAGCGCAAUGUAUUUGCCAUUCCAUUAGCUUCGAAAAGCCCAAGGAAUACAACAACACACACAUAAUAUCACACGACGGUAAUGCAGCGGGCAUGAGCAGUACUUUUACUCAUGUUAUUUAUUUUAUAAUGUCGCACAUUUCUUUCCUAGCUUAUAGUCAAAUUGUAUCACACCACCACCUCAAUCCACAUCUAUGUAUCCUCCUUCACACCUUCGUUCUGUUUGUGAUCUAAUAAUCUAAAUGAAAUAUAGCAAACUCUUUACUUAA